Baudoinia panamericana UAMH 10762 is the source of this 1908-nucleotide messenger RNA. RefSeq lists its product as uncharacterized. The transcript is spliced from 4 exons. Gene Ontology annotation, molecular function: zinc ion binding; DNA-binding transcription factor activity; DNA binding. Bases 1 to 1908 code for a protein of 635 amino acids. Gene Ontology annotation, biological process: positive regulation of transcription by RNA polymerase II; DNA-templated transcription. Lineage: Eukaryota; Fungi; Ascomycota; Dothideomycetes; Mycosphaerellales; Teratosphaeriaceae. The record is from RefSeq and is a predicted model, not a curated record.
AUGCCAAUUGAAGCGAACGGAGCAGGGGACCUGACUAGGGUUCCACGCAAACGCACCUCGGAACUCAACCUUGACGAGCGACAGCCGUCGAAGCGCUCACGGGUUUCGCGAGCGUGCGAUCAGUGGUUCGUGAGCCGGGAGUGCACCUACCAUGAGCAGCCCAAGAAGCGCGGUAUUCAGCCGAACUAUAUUCGUACCCUCGAAUUGAGCCUGGCAUGGGUCUUACGCCACUCCACUCAAGUCGAGCACAGACUUGCUACUGAGCUCGCCAGCCUCGAUCCUGGCGACGUACGCCUUACGAUAACGGGCAAGGAUGCUGCCGCUGCGGAAGAGCUCCAUCAGCAGUGGCGCAAUAGCCUCAUAUCGAGACAGAUCGACCAACUGCUGUCCGGAAGGACUGUCGAGUGCCCGUAUCCGACUACUACAGAGACACCAGUCUCUCCACAACCAUCGGUAAAUGUCUCGCAGCAAACACCGGACCCGCAGUCGCACACGAAUCUGGCGCACAGUCGACCUGAUCUCGAGCUCUACUACCUUGACCCUUCGCUUGGAUCACGUCAUGACGAGCCCGUUUCAGGACCAUCUGUGAGUGAAAGGCCGGAGCUACCAGCAAAUGCGUGGACAUUCCUCGAGUACUACUUCGCUUUUACCCAUUCGUGGUUGCCGAUCACUGACAAGCAGGAGAUGCUGAAGCUCAUGUACGCAAUGCCUCUGGAGUCAGAAAUAUUCGACGGUAAGGCGUUCAAAGCUGGAUAUGCGGAGCUGUGGAGCAUAAUGGCGCUUGUCUCUGCUCAAUUACAGCAUGAAGACAUUGACCAGACACAGCGCCUUCGUGAGACCGUGAACAAGAUGCUACCUCAGCACUUUCGUGACUAUGAGCUGAGUCAUGUAAAAGCACUCAUCAUACUCGCGCUACUAGAAAUUUCGGAGUCAGACUGGUUCGCCGCAUGGAUGCUGAUCGGUUCCGCAAUACGACUUAUCUCGGUCAUGCAAGCGGACGAUAUCUGGUCCGAGAAAGGCGACCCGGACCGUCUCCGGCCAGACGCUAAAUCAUUAUCUCACUCCCAGAAGACUCGGUUAAUAGUCGUGCGUAUCGCAGCAAUAAUGGUUGAGAGGAUGAUUGGAUCCGCCUUUAACUUCCCUGGCCACUCGCUGCAAACUGCGACUGACAUCGAAACCGCCAUCAAGGAAGACGACUCCGAAGAAUGGGCGCCGUGGUCUGACCCUUUCGGCGCGCCUGGAGCAAUCAAAACACCCAGCAGGCCGUAUGAAGCCCUCAAUAGAGUGUUGCGUCUAGGCGCGAGCACGGACACUGAGCGAUCCCAACAGCUCCGAGACGCCGUCCUUGCCUUGAUCCAAAACGCGACCCAAACGACAGCCAGAAAACGACCGCUAGAUAUUCUGACAGAUCUGGAGUCCCAGAAGACUCGAUUGGUGCUGGCGAAUAACACAGCCGGGACUGUUGUUUCUGAAAUCCAUGAGUCACCUCGAUUACGCAUCUCGGAUCAUAUACAAGAUCGAUUCAAUUUCAUACCGAUUCCUGAGGAUCACGGCAUCGGCGUGGCAGAAGACCACGCUCUAUUCGCUACUGGCGCGGCCGCUGGGCCUUCGGCGUGGGCAGCAGAUUCGAUGCCGCAAGAACAAGGCUUCAUGGCAGCUGCAAACUCUACGAAUCGAGCAAUGCCCAUGAUGGAUAUCUUCGAGGAAUUCGCCAUGUUAGAGCGGACCGACACUGGUCAGCACCCACAGUUUAUGCAAAAUCUUGGCUUUGGUCCAGACGUUGACCUUGCUGAGUUCUUUGGCUCGGAUAUCUACCAGCCGUCAGACCCGCUGCUCGCCUAUAUGCAGCCACCGUUCUCCACUCGCAUGGCGGAACAGCAGCGACAGUCCGGCGCUGAACCAGGCUGA